This is a messenger RNA of Mucor mucedo, 1377 nucleotides long. Its product is annotated as phosphoribosyltransferase-like protein. Gene Ontology annotation, molecular function: ribose phosphate diphosphokinase activity; magnesium ion binding. NCBI's taxonomy places the organism in Eukaryota, Fungi, Mucoromycota, Mucoromycetes, Mucorales, Mucoraceae. Gene Ontology annotation, cellular component: cytoplasm; ribose phosphate diphosphokinase complex. The record is from RefSeq and is a predicted model, not a curated record. Bases 38 to 1195 code for a protein of 385 amino acids. Gene Ontology annotation, biological process: purine nucleotide biosynthetic process; ribonucleoside monophosphate biosynthetic process; 5-phosphoribose 1-diphosphate biosynthetic process. The transcript is spliced from 7 exons.
UUUUGAAGUGUAUUAACAUCAACAUUUUUUGUCUCCAAUGCGUAACACCAAGAUUUUAGCUGGUUCCUCUCAUCCUGAGCUUGCCGCACUUGUUACCAAGCGUCUUGGUACUCCUCUUUCUGAGUGUACUUUGCAAAAGUUUAGUAACAAGGAAACCAAUGUAGAGAUUCGUGUCUCUGUUCGUAAUGAGGAUGUCUUUAUUAUUCAGUCUGGUUCUAACAACAUGAAUGAUAACAUUAUCGAACUUUGUAUCAUGAUUCAAGCUGCUCGUAUUGGUUCCGGUAAGAGAAUUACUGCCGUUCUUCCUUACUUUCCUUACUGCAAGCAAAGUAAGCGUAAGGGUAGAACUAGUAUUACUGCUAAACUUGUGGCCAACAUGUUGGCUGUUGCUGGUGUUGAUCACAUUAUUACCAUGGAUCUUCACGCUUCACAAAUGCAAGGUUUCUUCCAACGUCCUGUAGAUAACUUGUAUGCUGAACCUGUCAUUGCUCGUUGGAUCACUCAAACUGUUCCCAACUGGCAAAACGGUGUGAUUGUAUCCAAGAAUGCCGGUGGAGCCAAGCGUGUCACUUCUUUGGCUGAUGCUCUCCGCCUCGAUUUUGCCUUGAUCCAUAAGGAUCGUUCUCGUAUGGGACCUCAAGGACAAAACCGUCCUUACAGUGGUAUGCCCAAGUCUGGUGAAGGUGACUCCACUGUCCGUGUCUACGAAGAAGAAGUCCUCAAGCAAAAGGAGGAUAAGGAAGAUUUGAUUGCUUCCAUCUCUUCAUUGAACGAAGCUGGUGUCAAUGGUGAUAUUUUGAAUGCUGCUGUGACUGUUGUUGCCGAUAAGGAUGGCGAGAGCACAAUCACCUUGGUUGGUGAUGUCAAGGGUAAGGUUGCCUUCUUGACCGACGAUAUCAUUGAUAAUGUUGGUACCUUUGUGGAUGCAGCCGACCAUUUGGUUAAGAAGUGUGGAGCAGAUAAGGUUUAUAUUAUCGCCACUCAUGGUGUAUUAAGUGGAGAUGCUAUCAAAAAGAUUGAAGCUUGUGAUAGUGUAUACAAGUUGGUUGUUACCAAUACUUUCCCUAUUCCCAAGGAAAAGAGCGAUCAGUGCUCCAAGUUGAUCGUGAUUGAUAUCUCCAACACACUUGCUGAGGCAAUAAGAAGAACCCACAAUGGUGAGAGUGUAAGUUAUCUCUUUAAUCACGCCGAAUAAAAUAUACAAAUAAAAAAAAAACUCCAAGCUAAACGGACAUACACAUAUAUAUUUCAUGUAUAUUACUCAUAACAUUAUAAAUAAACACAUAUAAAAAAAAAAGGAGGGAACAUAGGGGAGUUUUUUCCCCAACUGAAAUUUUCUUUUUUUUUCCCUUUUUUUGUUUUUGUUUUUACAAUUAU